AUGGAUCUGUUGCUUACCCUCGUCGAUCACUACUUCGCGGAGACCAACAACUUUUUACCUAUUCUUCAUCGACCGUCGUUCGAGCGGGACGUUACCGACGGACUUCAUCUUCGCGACAAUGGAUUCGGCGCCGUAGUACUCCUGGUUUGCGCGAUCGGCUCUCGAUACGUGGAUGAUCUUCGGGUUCUCCUCGACGAGUCCUCGACGUACUCUGCGGGCUGGCCUUGGUAUAAUCAAGUCCAGAUGGUCCGCAAGUCCUCCCUGGUGCCCCCUCGCUUAUAUGACGUCCAACAAUAUUGCGUGACAGCCUUGUUUCUCGGGGGCAGCUGCCCUCCUCAUGUGCAAUGGAAUAUGAUUGGCCUCGGAGUGCGCUUAUGUCUGGAUGUUGGCGCUCACCGCAAGAUGGUCUACAAAAGCGUCGAUGAAGGCCAGAUCAUGGAAGAGCAAUGGAGACGUGCAUUUUGGGUUCUUGUACAGGCUGAUAGGUCGGCGGCCAGUGAGAUGGGCAGGUCAUUAGCCGUUCUCGAUGAAGACAUCGACGCACCUUUGCCACGCGAGUGCGAUGACCAGUAUUGGGUAGCAUCCGACGGCUCAGGCUUUUUCCAGCAACCCCCGCACAAGCCUUCUGUCGUCGCAUACUUCAAUUGCUUCGUCCAACUGAGGACGAUACAAGCUUUCGCAAUGAGAACUCUCUUUUCGCCGACCAGACCGAGGAACCAUGAUUGGGAACAACGCAUGGUUGCUCAGAUCGACUCAUUGCUGGCCAAAUGGCUGGCUACUAUCCCAUCCCAUCUGCGUUGGGAUCCAGCCAUCCAGGACGAUAUAUUCUUUCGUCAAUCAGCGAUUCUCUACAAUGCAUACCACUAUAUGCAGAUCGUUGUGCACCGUCCAUUCGUGUGCCCCAGCCGCAAAACGUCACCUCUGGGUAUAUCUUCGGUGGCGAUCUGCAUCGGGGCCGCGAGAACCAUGUCAAGGAUUCUUGAAGUGGUGCAGCAACGUGUUUCUACUCCCGUCAGCCACCUGAUGCUCCCCGCAUAUACCGCCGCUAUCGUUCUAUUGCUGGCUAGAUCGGCUGACGAGACGAUCCCGCCACAGGAUAUGUAUAGUGUUCAUAUCUGCAUGGCUGUGAAUAAGCGCUGCGAAACGAAGUGA
Punctularia strigosozonata HHB-11173 SS5 is the source of this 1152-nucleotide messenger RNA. RefSeq lists its product as uncharacterized. The coding region runs from base 1 to 1152 and encodes 383 amino acids. Gene Ontology annotation, biological process: DNA-templated transcription. Gene Ontology annotation, molecular function: DNA binding; zinc ion binding. The record is from RefSeq and is a predicted model, not a curated record. Lineage: Eukaryota; Fungi; Basidiomycota; Agaricomycetes; Corticiales; Punctulariaceae. The transcript is spliced from 7 exons.